This is a messenger RNA of Plectropomus leopardus (leopard coralgrouper), 1480 nucleotides long. RefSeq names its product zinc finger and BTB domain-containing protein 26-like. Gene Ontology annotation, biological process: regulation of transcription by RNA polymerase II. Lineage: Eukaryota; Metazoa; Chordata; Actinopteri; Perciformes; Serranidae. The record is from RefSeq and is a predicted model, not a curated record. Gene Ontology annotation, molecular function: protein binding; RNA polymerase II cis-regulatory region sequence-specific DNA binding; DNA-binding transcription factor activity, RNA polymerase II-specific.
AAUGCAAGCCAUGUGCUGCUCAAAACAAACAUCCACCUGGCAGAGGACAGAGGGAAAAACACAGACUCAUCAUGUCAAGCUCCUCUGAGACCCUGCAGUUUCGUUUCCCCACCCAUGGUGACUCCAUCCUCAGCAAAAUCAACACUCUGCGAGAGGAGCACCGCUUCUGUGACAUCACACUCCUCCUCGAUGGUCCACGAGGCACCACCGCCCAACCUCAGCACUUCCACGGUCACAGAGCGGUGCUUGCAGCGUCCUCAGACUUCUUACGUGACCAGUUCUUGCUCUACGAAGGCCGAGCCGAGCUGAGCAUUGGUGUCAUUUCCAGUGUUGAGGUUGGCCAGAGACUUCUCCUGUCCUGCUACACCGGAAUCUUAGAGGUCCCUCUGAGAGAACUUGUGAGCUACUUGACUGCUGCCAGUGCACUACAGAUGACCCAGGUGGUAGAGAAGUGCACACAGGCCCUCUCCCAGUACCUCAGUCCCACACUGGCUUUCUUAAAACUUGAGGGACACUUGGAGGAGAAGGAAAUCCAGCAGCCUGGUAGCGGUUGGCUUGGUACCAACUUCCACAAUCAGGAGGAAAGGGAUGCAGCCCAGCCCAGCACUAGCAUCCAGGACGGAGGAGCGGCUGCGAUCCAGUCGAGGGUCAGCCAAGGAGCCAAGGUGAAUGGUCAAGGUGGGGGGAGGGUGGUUAUUGCUAAAAUAGAGUUAACUGAAGAUGCAGCAUGUUGUCUCGAUACUCCGGAGUCAGAGGAAGGAGGAGAGAUUAGGCCUGUUCACAAAAACAAGCCAUCCUGUCAGGUUAAUCACAUUACACGUGCCAUAACAUGUAAACUUCACCCUCCUGCAGCCGUUCAUGAUCAUCUAUCAUCAUCAACCACAAGAAGCUUUACUCAACAGGAAGACUUUGUGCACAGCUCCCAGAUUAAAGAUGAAGAAGCAGGGGAAGAGCAAAAAGAUGAGGAAGAGAUGCUUAUGCUGGAGCUACAAGAUUAUGAAAAACUGAUAGCCUCAAAUCUAUUUGGCCAAUCUAUUUCAAGUCAUUGCUCAGGAGAUGAUUCAGAACAUUCAGACAGCGUAUUAGUCCAGAGGCCGUACCUGUGCAGGAGGUGUGACCGAGUCUUCCAGCACCUGGAGAGCUAUGUGGGACACCUGAAGGAGCACAGACAGUACUUGUGUUUGGUCUGUGGGAAAGGCUUUUCCCAGAGGAGUAAUCUGAUCCACCACAUACGUAUCCACACUGGAGUCAAGCCUUUUCGAUGCCCGCUGUGCCACAAGACAUUUUCCCAGAGGGCUACGCUGCAAGACCACCUCAAUCUGCACACAGGGGAUAAGGCCCAUAAUUGUAAAUACUGUGCUGUGCACUUUGCACAUAAACCAGGCCUCAGGCGCCAUCUAAAGGACAUUCAUGGUAAGAGCCUGUAAAAUGUGUGAGGAGGGUGUGCACUGACAGCAAAUAAGCACUAUGAGUUGUUAAA